Arachis ipaensis is the source of this 1074-nucleotide messenger RNA. The record is from RefSeq and is a predicted model, not a curated record. NCBI's taxonomy places the organism in Eukaryota, Viridiplantae, Streptophyta, Magnoliopsida, Fabales, Fabaceae.
AUGGAGAUGAUGGCUAAGAGGAUUGAUGGUCUUCAAGUAGCAGCAGUGAACACUACAAAUCAACCACCAGCUGGAUGGGGGCAGAAUGAAGAAAUCUAUGAAGAGCAGCAGCCAGAACAAGUUAACUAUAUGCACAACCAAGAAAGACAAAUAGGCCAAUUGUCCAAACAGCCUGAAAGACCAACCAACACUUUCCCAAGUGAUACCAUUCCAAAUCCUAAAGAAGAAUACAAAGCAAUUCAACUCAGGAGUGGAAGAACUUUGGAGAAUGAUAAGGUUGGUAGUAAGAAGGAAGUGGCAAGUGAAGAAAAGAACCAAGGAGAACUCAAGGAGAAGGAUGAAGAGCCACAAGCCUCAAAUAAGGGAAAGCAAGUUAUGGAGGAACAUUCACAAGAACAAAGGAAGGAUGCGAAGCCUUACACUCCUCCUCUGCCAUACCCUCAAAGAUUGCAAAAAGAGCUCAAGGAUCAACAAUUUCCCAAGUUCCUCGAGGUUUUCAAGAAGCUGGAAAUUAACAUACCACUUGCUGAAGUAUUGGAGCAAAUGCCCCUGUAUGCUAAAUUCCUCAAGGAGCUCAUCAAUAAGAAGAAAAGUUGGAACAAAAAGGAGACUGUGUUCUUAACCCAAGAAUGCAGUGCAAUCAUCCAAAAAGGGCUCCUACCUAAAUUCAAAGAUCCUGGGAGUUUCUUUCUGCCUAGUACCAUUGGCAAUAUAUCCAUUGAUAAGGCAUUGUGUGAUUUAGGAUCAAGUAUCAAUCUGAUGCCCUUAUCUAUGAUGAGAAAGUUGGCCAUAGAAGAAGUGAAACUUAUAAGGAUGACCUUGCAACUUGCUGAUAGAUCAAUGGUAGUCCCUAAUGAAGUGGUUGAGAAUCUCUUAGUCAAGAUUACUCUAAAUGUCUUUAAGGAGAUGCAGCAUCCUGAUGGAGAGAACGGCUGCAUGCAAGUUGAAGAGGAAGACUUGAAUUGGAAGGAAAAGCCCAAGGAGGCACUCAUCAACUCACCUUUGAAGCAAAAGACAGACAGAGGAGAAGAACAAACGGGUAAUGAAGAUGUGAAGGCUGAGAAGGGACUGUAG